UUCUCGUGUCCCCUCUCUUUCUUCUCCUUAACACUUGAUAUACAUUCAACGUUCGCUUUAAGAGUAUCCCAUUCCACUCUACUGAUAUACUAGCUACAACAUACAUUACACUCUACGUACGAUGUGGAAAAGACGGACGUUGUCGCCACCCAACAGUAAAAGAUUUGUCUAUACACCGGAAGAGGAGAAACUUCUUCGGAAAAUCAAUAUAAUGACGGUUCCAUACAUAUGCGUCAUUUGUUUUCUGCAGUACCUAGACAAAACUAUUUUGAAUACUUCAUCAGUGAUGGGCCUCUUCGAAGAUACCAAGAUAACUGGCAACCAAUUCGGUUGGUUAGGGUCAAUAUAUUAUUUGGGUUAUUUAUCACUUCAGUUUCCGAACCAGUACUUGUUACAAAAAAUACCAAUCUCCAAAUAUUUGGGUACAGCACUCAUUGUGUGGGGCACUAUACUGGGCUGUACCGCUUUCGCCACAAACUUUGCUCAAAUGGCUGCUCUGCGUUUCCUUUUGGGCUUCGCUGAAGCUGCUAGCUAUCCCGCACUGUAUCUACUCGUCAGCAUUAUAUAUCGGCGUUCCGAGCAAGUAACCUGGUUUGGUGUGAUCCAGAUGAGCAGCGCCUUUGCUGGUGCUUUUGGAGGCCUGAUUAGUUUUGGCUUUUUAAGAAAUAUGAACGGCGUAUAUGGAUUAAGCGCAUGGAAAUGGAACAUGAUAAUUUUGGGCGCAAUAACUGUUGGUGUCGGCAUUUGCACCUUUCUUUUCCUGCCUGAUACAGCUAAAUCGCGAUGGUACAGACUCACUCUUCAAGAAACUCAAAUUGUGGACGAACGAAUACGUGACAAUACAGUGGUCCAAAACAAAAAGAUCAAAAGCGAGCAGUUGCUGGAGGCAAUAAAAGAGCCACGCUUUUACUGUAUGUCUCUGAUACCCUUUUUCGAUAACAUGGUAAAUGGCGUUACGUCGAUUUUUAGCACCCUCAUUAUCAAGAGUAUGGGCUUCUCGAAUUUGGAAUCGACAUUGCUGAACAUCCCUCUUGGUAUCACUUCUGCCAUUCUUGACUUUACUGCCAUAUAUCUCAGUCAUCGCUAUAACGAAAACUGCUAUGUCGGCUGCUUGAUGGCAUUUAUCGUUGUUAUUGGACUCUUGCUGCUCGUUGUGCUCCCGACAGGUGGCGUAAUGCUCAUGGGGAUUUUCAUCUUAAGUAUUGGUUCGGUUGACAUAUUUCCAGCACUACUUGUUGCAAACAACGUUAAUGGCUACAGCAAGAAAGUUCUGUACAAUAGUGCCAAUCUGGUAUCCUAUUGCCUUGGGAACUUUGUUGGUCCGCUUUUAAUGCGAGAGGAGCAAGCACCACGAUAUCUGGGUGGCAUGAUAACCUAUUUGGUCGUGAUGCUGCUUGUAACUUUCUUGUUCCUUUACGUACGGUGGACUUACGUGCAGGAUAACCAAUACCGAUUACACUUGAAAGCAGAAGAAAGCCAACAAGUGCCACUACCAUCUAUGAAGGAGGAUUGUAAACCUGUGGAUUGCACAGACAAACAAGAUUUACUCUUUUUGUACCGUCCAUAGCUUUUAUAAACCAGCUAUUGAAUUUCUUAUUUCUGCAGAAACCAUCAUAUACGAAAAACAAAACAUAUAUUUCCUUAAUUGCAGAUAGUUUGCUGCUGUUAUCCCAUUUUCUUUGCAAACGGUGCUUUACAUUCGUGGGCGAAUCGAUAUUAUGUACUAAAUAAAUACCUAUAAAAAGUACUAGUGCG
Messenger RNA from Zychaea mexicana, 1755 nucleotides. Its product is annotated as major facilitator superfamily domain-containing protein. Gene Ontology annotation, molecular function: transmembrane transporter activity. The coding region runs from base 122 to 1567 and encodes 481 amino acids. Gene Ontology annotation, biological process: transmembrane transport. NCBI's taxonomy places the organism in Eukaryota, Fungi, Mucoromycota, Mucoromycetes, Mucorales, Lichtheimiaceae. Gene Ontology annotation, cellular component: membrane. The record is from RefSeq and is a predicted model, not a curated record. The transcript has 7 exons.